Messenger RNA from Lates calcarifer (barramundi perch), 4675 nucleotides. RefSeq names its product choline transporter-like protein 2. The coding region runs from base 357 to 2549 and encodes 730 amino acids. Gene Ontology annotation, cellular component: membrane. The transcript is spliced from 22 exons. Lineage: Eukaryota; Metazoa; Chordata; Actinopteri; Centropomidae. Gene Ontology annotation, biological process: transmembrane transport; choline transport. Gene Ontology annotation, molecular function: choline transmembrane transporter activity. The record is from RefSeq and is a predicted model, not a curated record.
CCCCGUAGAUGAGUUGACUUGCCUGUUCAGAUGGCUGUUUUGAGACAGACACAAAGUGGGAGAGGAGACAGAGAGAGGUCUUUUGGAAGUGGGAGGGGGCAGACGGGGAUGCACAGGUGGAGCACAGAUUGAAAAUAGGCAGUGGGGUGAGGUGGAGCGUUUGCUGACUGCCCGGGCUCACAGCUAUUCAGGGACAGGUUGGACUGGUUUCGCCUCCACAAUACCUGUAUCUCUGCUGUGCUCAGUCCUUUAUACCAGCACAGAAGGAGGAAGAGGUGAACCAGAUAAAGAGGCUGUGGAAAGAGUGAAAGGGUUCUCUGUAUAUUUCAACAUUUGACCCAGAAAGGAAUUUCAAGAUGCCUAGGGACGAAGAAUUUUAUGGAAAGCACGGCGAGCCAAGGAAGUAUGACCCAGCUUUCAAGGGCCCGAUCCAGAACAGGAGCUGCACAGACAUCGUGUGCUGCAUCCUCUUCAUUAUUGCCAUACUGGGUUAUAUUGCAGUGGGAAUACUCGCCUGGUCCCAGGGUGACCCCAGAAAGGUGAUCUAUCCCACAGACAGUCGAGGCCAGUUCUGUGGGCAGGCUGGCACCCCACUCGAGAACAAGCGUCUGUUGUUCUACUUCAACAUCAUGAAAUGUGCCAGCCCCAUGGUGCUGCUGGAGUUCCAGUGCCCAACCACACAGAUGUGUGUGGAAAAGUGCCCCGAAAAGUUCAUGACAUUAGUCAAAGCCUACGCCAACAAAAAAGACUUUGACUACUACAAGAACUUCUGUGAGGAAGGCGUGACAAAUACAAUGGGUGUAGCACAAAUCCUUGCGUUAGGUCUCUGUCCUGCCAUGCUGACCCCCAGCAAGCCCUUCACACGCAGGUGUUUCCCAGCUUUGGGCCUGAAAGGAGGGAUGAUAACUGUGGGAAACAACUCUAAGUUUGAUGAUGGAAUGGGAAACAUGAGAGAUGCCAAGGAUCUUGUGGAUGGAGUGAAGAAUGCCACUGUGGUUAUCGAGGCUCGUCAGGUGGUCAUGAAAAUCUUUGAGGAUUACACGCAGUCCUGGUACUGGAUUCUCCUAGGGCUGGUUAUUGCUAUGCUCACCAGCCUGCUCUUCAUCAUCCUCCUGCGCUUCCUGGCAGGGAUCAUGGUCUGGAUCAUGAUUGCCUUGGUGAUAAUAGUCAUAGGAUAUGGUAUCUUCCACUGCUACAUGGAGUAUGCUGCCUUGAAGGGAGAGCCAGGAGCUAAUGUGACCCUACAGGAACUGGGCUUCCAGACAGACUUCUCAGUCUACCUGCAGAUUAGACAGACCUGGCUGGCCUUCAUGAUUAUCCUGGCCAUUGUGGAGGUCAUCAUCAUCCUACUGCUCAUCUUCCUCAGGAAAAGGAUUCUCAUUGCCAUCGCUCUCAUCAAAGAAGCCAGCAGAGCCAUCGGGCACGUGAUGUGUUCCCUUUUCUACCCACUGUUCACCUUCCUGCUCCUGGCCAUAGUCAUCGCCUACUGGGCAGUAACUGCUGUUUUCUUGUCUACCUCCAAUGAGCCCAUCUACAAAGUUUUCAAUGAGACAGCAUGUGAGCACUCGAGGAAAAUUUGUGAGCCAACUAACUACACCACCAGUCCUAUGAAAGCGCAGUGUCCUGACUCCCAGUGCCUUUUUGCCUUCUACGGAGGAGAGACUGUUUACCACAAAUACCUGAUCGGUCUGCAGUUCUACAACGUCUUCCUCUUCUUCUGGUGUGCCAACUUUGUCAUUGCUCUGGGACAGAUGACCCUGGCCGGGGCCUUUGCCUCGUACUACUGGGCCUUUGUCAAGCCAGAUGACAUGCCUGCCUUCCCUGUCUUUUCUUCCCUAGGGAGAUCUCUCAGGUAUCAUACAGGAAGCCUGGCAUUUGGCUCCCUCAUUCUCUCCAUCAUUCAGAUCAUCAGGGUUCUGCUGGAGUAUCUAGACCACAAGCUGAAAGGAGCCCAAAAUAAGUUUGCAAAGUUCCUGUUGUGCUGUCUGAAGUGCUGCUUCUGGUGUCUGGAGAAAUGCAUCAAGUUCCUAAACAGAAAUGCCUACAUUAUGGUGGCGAUGUAUGGCAAAAACUUUUGCACGUCAGCCAGAGAUGCCUUCUUCCUCCUCAUGAGGAACAUGAUCAGGGUGGCUGUCUUGGAUAAAGUGACUGAUUUCCUCCUGUUUUUGGGGAAACUGCUCAUUGUUGGGCUUGUGGGCGUCUUUGCCUUCUUUUUCUUCUCUGGAAGAGUGAAGGCCUUUGAGAAUACAGCGCCCAAUCUCCACUACUACUGGGUACCCAUCCUGACUGUGGUGAUUGGCUCCUACCUCAUCGCCCAUGGAUUCUUCAGUGUGUACGCCAUGUGUGUGGACACUCUGUUCCUCUGUUUCUGUGAAGACCUGGAGCGCAAUGACGGUUCAGCCGCAAGGCCUUAUUACAUGUCGUCAACUCUUCAUGAGAUUCUGUGGAAGAACAAGGCUGAGGAUCCGUCUUCGUCUGCUGCUCAGCAACAAGACAGUGAAGACAUCCAGUUGAAACAACAGCAGACUAAAGAUGAGGAUGAAUCUUAGAGAGGAGGAGUUUUUUUAGGAAAGACACUCAAGAUUUUUCACUGAAUUACAGGCACAACAAAAUCCCACACUUUUUUAACCACUAUAGGUCAAUACUGUCUUAAAUUACAUUAGUUAGGAGCUGGUACUUUGUUGUUGCCUACUGGGAAAUUCUCUUUUGCACUUAACCCACUUAGAUUGUGGUGCAACUAUAUAACACAAUGCCUUAAAGUGGCAGGGUUCAGUGUUUUUUUUUUUUUUUUCUGCACUCAAGAAAGCGGUUACAAUCCUCUGAGUUACAGACUGAAUCAAAGACUGAGUCCUUUAUUCACAGCUGAUCGGUGCAUAAUGUUUCCUUUAACUUAACUGUCCUUUAAUGCAAGGAAACAUGGGAGAUGAAACGUUUUCUUAAUUGACCAUUCACUAAGUCCCUCCUCCAGACAGUGAUUGUCCAAUCAUAGCAACCAUAACUAGUUGCUACAGGCCUAUCAAGUUUUUGGUUUCUACACAUGUUGAGGCACUGUGGAUGUAGUGGCAGCGAAACUGGGCCUGUGGAGAAUUUGGACUGUGAUGUCUUCUGUGUGAGCUGUGCAAAAUUAAAAACAUAAGAGCAAAAGUUUAAGGAACAAUGUAUUUAUCUGCUCUAACGAGAUGCAAUCAUUAGCAGUGCUCCCUGCAGUAGUAACCUAGAGUUACUUCCAAAGCCAAGGAAUAAUUAUAAUAUAAUGAUAUUGCCACCAGUGAAGCAUAAAUGUAACAUAUGUUGUAUGUUGCGUGUUUGGCUUAGCAGCCAAAUAAGGAUAUGUUCAAAUGAAGUAAGUCUAAUCCAUAAACAGCAUAUUUAAGGUUCUUUUACAGAGUUUUCAUUUUUAAAAUAAGACAGGUGGAAAUAUUGGAAAAAAAGAGGCAAAUUUUUAACUGACUAUAUCGUUAGCUUGAUCGGUUAGCUAGUUACAGCUAACAACAUUUUAUUGCGACUUGUCAUUUCAGCUGGAAAAAUCAAUGGUGGCCGUAGAGAUGAGAUGUUGUGUUUGUCUACCUCUGUCUGAAGUGAUGGACCUAUUGUUUCAAAAAUAAUAAGUAUUUUUAGUGAUGAAUCUGCUUCCCUCGUCACUGUUAACUGCUUCUGUGCUGUGCUGGAGUGUGAAGCUUGUAGCUAAGGAGGCCUGGGGCUUAGUGAAUGGUCAGUUGAACAUGAAGCAUGUUGGAAUGAGUGGUUUAAAUAGUGCACAGGAACAUUACAUACGCAUAAUUUGCUGCAUGAUUAAUAUGAUGAAAUGGUGGUCUCUUGUUGGAAGUGAUGAUAUUUACUUAGAGUAGAAACUUUCUCUUAUUAAGAGCCAGGUCUUUCUUUACCUUUUACAUGACGUGGUGCUUGGAAUGUCUGUAGUUGGUUUAUGGCAGUCAGAGCUGCUUCACUGAGUAUCUUGAUGUGAAUGGCUUGAUCUGAGGUAAACUGACAUUUCUACAAUAGUUUUUUGCAUUUGAAUAGUUCCUCCCACUGCCACUGACCAGUUGAAACUUGAAGCCAUUCAUGUGCCUAAUUUACAGUAUUAAUGUUGGUCUGUUUGCACCUGUGACUUCAGAUUUUAAGGGUAUCUACUUGUUUACAGUUCAUGCAAUCAGAGCCACAUGAUCAUCAGUGCUACUUCUUAAGUAUGCUGUGCUGUCAAUGCACUUUAAUUUCUGUUCAAAGCCAUAACAGAUUUGUAUCUGUAUGAAUGAAUACUGGUGAUUUCCUUGAAGCUAGUUGUUUUGUAGUCUUUUAUGUUGAUGUUUUUACUGUAAAACAAUGUAGAUUUGCAUUCAGUGCCCCUUGACAAAAGAAUGUGUGCAGCUGGUUAAAUAAACAGUAUUUGAAGCAACAAGUCUUUGCUGCGUAAAACAACAGUAUUUAAACUAAAAUAGAUGUUGAAAUGUUGUUGGUGAUUGAGCUAUUGAUGACAGCAUCAUGCCUUUUUUUCUACAGAACUGGAAACAAGCCAAAUUAAUUAUGUCUCUCUUCAAAUAUAUUGGUAUUGAGUAUUAACUGUGAAAGUUGAAAGUACUCGGCUCUAUUUAGGCUGUAGAAUGUCUCUGCUGUACGCAAAAAAGAAAAAACUGUGCCUCAGAGUUUGAAAUAAAAACUUCCGCUUUAAUGAGUUUAA